Messenger RNA from Saccostrea cuccullata (small rock oyster), 3139 nucleotides. Its product is annotated as A disintegrin and metalloproteinase with thrombospondin motifs 14-like. Gene Ontology annotation, biological process: proteolysis; extracellular matrix organization. The transcript is spliced from 26 exons. Gene Ontology annotation, molecular function: metalloendopeptidase activity. NCBI's taxonomy places the organism in Eukaryota, Metazoa, Mollusca, Bivalvia, Ostreida, Ostreidae. Bases 1 to 2967 code for a protein of 988 amino acids. The record is from RefSeq and is a predicted model, not a curated record. Gene Ontology annotation, cellular component: extracellular matrix.
AUGCCAAAUGGCCCAGAACAUCUUACAAAGGACAUUAACAUGGUCUUAACAUCCAGUACCCUGAGUGACAUUUUAUUGUCAAAAUUGAAGGAUCGUGGACUCCUAGACCUAGAAUACACAACGUUUCAUCAUGACUCUGACCUAUUUCGGGAAAGAGAUAAAAGAGAUGCAGAGACAACGCACUCUAAGGAACCGGUUCAUGUGGCCUUCACGUAUGCUUCGGAAAAGUAUAACCUAGAAUUGAGCAAAUCACAGCCAAUUUUGCACCCGUCCGCCGAGAUUCUUACCUGGAGAAAUGAAUCAACUCAGCGGUGGACAGAUCCUCACCCAGACUGCUUUCUCACCGGAAGUGUGACGUCACAUCAGGGUAUAGCCAUCAUGUCUAUCUGUGAUAAUUUGGUUGGAAUUGUUCGAACUGAAAGACUUACAUUGUAUCUAGAAAUUUUACCCGAGUCCUCUGCUAACGUUAUGAAAGUUAUUGUUGGACGUCAAUCGGAUGACGUAACUCCUAUUUCCUAUGAGUCUCUGGCAGAGAACUUGAUUGGACCCAAUGAUAGACGCAGACGUUCAGUGCCGUCACAGAAUAUAACGAUAGAGCUGGCGGUUUACACGGACGCUGCCUUCACAAAAACCAUGCUGGUCACAGAUUUCUCUCAAAGACUUCGACACAUUUUACUCAAGUAUUACGCUGUUCAGAUGGAAUGGUCAAGGAGUGACAGUUUGGGAUUUAACGUUCGACUGUUGUUGAAAAAAGUUCAUUUCUUCGAAACAAACCCGACAUGGUAUAAUUCUUCCGCAACUCGACUUGGUGAUGUUCUUUCCGACUUCUGCUUGGGAACAUUAAAUGAUGGCUUGUACGACAUUCGUUAUAUGCAUGUAGGUUUGUCAGAUUUGGAUGUCACUGGCCGAGCUUACCAGAACUCUGUAUGUAACCCGAGAUACAGCUGUGGUGUGGAUACAUCAACAGGGGCCGCCAGCUUCGCGGCUACCGCUCACGAGAUCGGUCACCUAAUGGGAAUGUACCACGAUGCUGAUCGGGGAUGCAGCGGAAAUGACGUAGGGUUAAUGGGAGGAUAUGGCACUGGUUGGAGCACCUGCAGUAAAUUUGACAUGGCCAGAUUGUUAAAUUCAGUUAAUAAAGAUUGUUUAUGGGAAGAAAAUAUUCCGCCAGAGGAAGUCCCACAGAAUAUAGUGAACCAAAGUCUGGUUCCAGCUAUACCAGGACAGAGGUAUUCCCCUGAUCAAGUGUGUGAACUGAAGUACGGUGCUGGUUAUCGUUUUCGUAAAUUUCCAAAACUUGGGGUCUGUCUCAUGUUCAGCUGUGCCAAUCACAACCGCCUCCAAGUCAAUUAUGGUCAAAUGUUCAAAGAAACUACCUCUGUAUUUGGAAUGUAUUGUGAGGAAAAUAAGAUUUGCCAUAGGACGGACUGUGCUGACGCCUCAAGUGCCAAACUAAGCAGCCUAGUGAAGCGUGAGGGAGGGUGGAGUCAGUGGGGGUCAUGGACAGGGUGUACCAGAACUUGUGGGCGGGGCAUCAACUACAGAAUAAGGAAGUGCGACAACCCAGCUCCUAUAAACUUUGACGGUUGCGAUGGAGAUGCGUACGAAGCAGUUACAUGUAGCACAAAGCCCUGUCCCGGUGACAGCUCUGACCAGACAAUUCUGAGGAACCAGCGUGCUGGGGAAACUUGUACAAGACUGAGGGACAACAAUGUCAUCAACCCCGACCUGUACAACGAGACGGGGGCAAGGUACUCCGAUACAGCUGAUGGCCAGUGUGAGGUGACCUGUCACCCCGCCCCUGGUCACACGAUCCCCACGUUUACCAGAUUUGGGUUUAUGCCUGACGGAGUGGCAUGUGUAGGGGGGUCAAGUGUCUGGGAUUUAAACAACUGGCCACGAAACUCGGGGUCCUACUACAUGUGUCUGGAUGGCUUGUGUCAGAGGUUUGGAUGCGAUGAUCGGCUGAAUGGAAAGGUUCUGGAUGAAUGUGGUGUAUGUGGUGGAGAAAACUCUACAUGUACAGUUACCUCAGGAAUUGACAUUAAACAACAAAGUCAAGGUGAUCGUCGAACUCUUGUCCUUUUACCUGUUGGAACCUACAACAUUCAAUUCUGGUUCUCAUAUCUAGAUAUGAAGCAAAACUUUUUAGAAUUAUAUAACACAAAUGGAGAUGUCAUUCUUGCUAGCAGAAUACCCAGUUCCUGGAAAUGGGACACUAGAACUGAGCCUGUUGUUUUCGCUAACACAAAGUGGUAUUACUACUUCUAUGAUCAGUUUCUAUAUGCCAAAGGGCCAUUGACUGAGUCCUGUGAAAUAAAGUUGUAUCAACAUGGUGAAUUUAACAAUACUGGUAUUUUUUACGCUUAUUCGGAACCCCUGCUAGAUUCUAAUACCACAACACGGUAUGUACCAACAGAAUCGUCAACAGAUUUACACGUGUCUACACCGGAAACAUCCACAAGCGUACCUCUAACAACUGACAUUACAGAUUCAAGUAGCGGAGACAGAACUACAGCCACGUCCCCGGUGACCUCAGUAGCACAGGAAACAACCGAGGGAACAACAGGCUUUAGUAGAACAUUUACAUCCAAUACAACAUUCACGCCAUCUUUAGAGACUUCAACUGAAGGAGCUACGACUUUACACUCAACAGAAAGUGAAACGGUUUCAAGUAGUGUGUCUUCAAUUGCAUUCACCACAGCAGUAGAGACUUCGACUGAGGGUACAACAACAUUAGACACGACCACGGAUGAUCUCAGUGAUUUGAAAAUUAUCGGAAUUAUCACCGGAAGUGUUUCCAUAAUGUGCGUUGCCUUGAUUGCUAUAGCAAUAGGCUGCCAUCGCAAUGGUUCCUGGUUUAAACCAGAUGGGAAGCGCCGGGAAAUUUACAGGGUAUCUGGGAAUUUUGACGGAUCCUCCAAACCCCUUAGUCGGGAUUCCUACCGAGAUUACACUGACGUUUAGUUGUACCUAAAACGAUUCGUAUUCACAAAAAUUAUAAUCCUUUUAAGAAUAUGUUUACAAGAAGUUAUACAAUUAUUUUAUUUGUAUUUUUAUGCAUUUUUCAUAUGUUACUUUCUUAUUCAAUUGAAUUAUUUGUUGCUCAACAUGUAGUAAAACGAAUGGUUUGUUUUAU